AUGGAACACUACAAUACUCUUGGUGAAGUUGUCUAUAACGAGAAGGUCAAGCAUUGGCGUUUCAAAGUGAAAAUUAUAAGGAUCUAUUCUUUCAAUUCCUAUGUUACCGGCAAUAGACCCCACUAUGUUUAUGUCCUAGCAGAUAAACAUGGAACCAAGAUGGAGAUGACCAUCUAUGAUAUAUAUGGAGAUAGGUUUAGAGGCCUAGAGAAGCAAGAGGGAAAAUGGGUGGAAAUCUUUAUUGUAGAAGUUGGCCGUGCCCAUUCAGGUUUCAAGGCAGCAAAAUCCAAAUUCACACUAACUGCUACUGGCGAUACCCAAAUCCACAUCAUCGAUCCUCUGAACGAUCAGCUUUACUUUGAGUUCAAAGGCAUUCAUGAAAUCCCUCACAUGAGCUACAAGGAGAAAACGUUUCCCAUAGAUACAAUGGGACUGGUCUUUAAGACGGAAGCCCAUUUCGAUGAUCCUGAAGGACCAAAGAUGGUGUUUUACAUAAGGGACAACAUGGGAGGUCGUGGACAAGUGAUUGUGGUCCUUAAGAUGUGGAGGGUUCGCGACUAUUUCCCUUAUUCUGGUCCUACAGAAGAAUGGCUUAAGACCGAGGGGGACUUAUCUGACUUCAGGUUCAAUCCGCGCUUGCCGGACGUAGAGGAGUUCAGACAAUCGGUUAAUAACAGUGACCCUACGGGACUAUCGGGCCUUUGUAAGGUUUUAUCUAAUGUAUUAGUGUUUCUGAAACUUGGUUUGUGA
Messenger RNA from Eruca vesicaria subsp. sativa (arugula), 750 nucleotides. NCBI's taxonomy places the organism in Eukaryota, Viridiplantae, Streptophyta, Magnoliopsida, Brassicales, Brassicaceae. The record is from the annotation of a GenBank genome assembly.